Molecule: messenger RNA, 3930 nt
Organism: Epinephelus moara (kelp grouper)
Lineage: Eukaryota; Metazoa; Chordata; Actinopteri; Perciformes; Serranidae
Gene: arv1
Product: ARV1 homolog, fatty acid homeostasis modulator
Exons: 5
Coding region: 42-764 (240 amino acids)
Biological process (GO): sterol metabolic process; regulation of plasma membrane sterol distribution; sphingolipid metabolic process
Cellular component (GO): Golgi apparatus; cortical endoplasmic reticulum
Source: RefSeq, a predicted model, not a curated record
UGCUAGCUGAGUGUUGUUGUGAGCAGUUGACAGGGCGAAUAAUGGGGAAAGAUGAGUUUAGGUGUGUUGAAUGUAACGAAAAAGCAACGGAGUUACACCGGGAUUACAGUAACGGCAUCCUGAAGAUAACCAUAUGUGAGUCGUGCCAGAAGCCGGUGGACAAGUACAUUGAAUAUGACCCAGUUAUCAUCCUGAUUGAUGCCAUUCUGUGUAAGACGCAGGCGUUCAGACACAUUCUGUUCAACACAAGCUUGAAUAUCCACUGGAAGUUGUGUGUGUUCUGCCUGCUGUGUGAGGCUUACCUCAGGUGGUCUCUGCUCCACGGCUCCAAGCAGAGCAGUGACCCCGCUGACAUCAUCAGGUACACCAAGGAAUGGGAGUUCUACCGCAUGUUUGGAUUGGCCGCCCUCGAGCAGUCAGUGUUCUGCUGCGGUGUGCUGUGGUUCCUCUGGGUGGUGGUGGGUCGCCUGCAGGGUGGGACCCUGGAGCCCAGCCUGCUCCUCAGAGCCCUGCUGCUGUCUUGCUACGGCAAAGUCCUCCUCAUCCCCGCCGUCAUCUGGGAGCACGACUAUUCUCCGCUCUGCCUGGGCCUCAUCAAGAUGUUUGUGCUCACCUCAAACUCACAGGCUAUCAGAGUGAUCCUCAAUAGCAGCAGACGUCUGUCGCUGAUGGCCGUGUGUUUCGGCCUGCUGUCAGAGACCUGCGUGGCUCAGGCCUGUAAAAAGCUCCCGUGGAGCAUCCAGGACAUGCUGACAUUUGAGUGAAUGACACAAAUGUCCGUUAUCUCAGGGAUGAACAAGUGAUCGUGGAACCUGUGCCAGAGAGAGACAGUUUUUAAUGAGCCCUCUACAAAUGGUGUCGGAGAAGAUAAAGAAUGUUUUGAAGUGUUCCUGCUGCUCAGAGCUGGAGACAGACAGCAGCAGAAGAGACUUUAUCAUUAUUUUUUUGUACUCGGUAGAGAAAAAGAUUCAUCUUCAUUUUUGAGGGACGUUGAGGACGUGGCUGUGGACUUUCUAUUGUUUUUCCUUUUGUUUUCAAAGACAAUGAGCUCAGGAUUCCUGUGAGAUUUUACUUGAUUUAAUUGCUUCAUUAGGACAGACCUACCGAGAGGACCUACAGCAUGGGAACAUCCCUGUAUCUAACCUGUGCCUUUCAUACACUAGAAGACUUUGAAAAGACUUUUAAAUAUACCCUCUAGGGUCACUAUUUGCAGGACUACAACUAGAUUUCCUGUCCUGUUCCGGGUGGAAAAUACUACGCCAAACUCCCUUUAAAAAAUAUGACAAAAUAACAAUUUCUUACAUGUCCGCAAAAACACAUAAUUCUAAAAACACAAGAUAAAAGGCAUCAUAUCCUCCUGAGACCCUGUGUCCUCAUAUGAGAACAUCACAUUUGGCUUUACUUGAUCUUAUACUUGAUUCUACUUAACUUAGACCUGUUGUCCUCGUUCGUGGAUGCUCUUUGUGCCAUCUAGUGGUAGUAAGAGCACAUUACACCAAUCUAUGUAAAAACAAGAUGGCAGCCAUCUCUGCCAAGUCAGUCUGCAGCUGAUCCCGACACAAAAAAAGCCAUGGUCCAAAACCUGAUCACAUUUUAUGGUUGAAACGUGUUUAUUUAUAAUUAAUAAUGUUUGUAGUUUGAUAUGGCAACAAAUUUGACCAAUUUUAGCAACAGUAACAAGCUAAGACGCUGUUAAUUAGGAAGUACUCAUUUGAAGACAUUGGGAUUUUAUUAUUGUCUUGAGGACACUGGGACUUUGUUAUCAUUGACAGUGUUUAGGUUUUUAUACUUACCAGGUCCUAUUGAUCCCAAAUAGCUAGGAGGAAUUAAAAAUGCAUACCAAACAAAAGUUCGGGUCUCAGGAGGAUAUGUCAACAGUAUUCUUGUCAAUUCAGCAUCAAUGUAGUCUAUUAAGAUAAACUGUAUUUGGGUAAAACUUAACAUUUUGGACUUUGUUGUCUCAACUCGCCAUCAGCUUCCGUAGGUUAGCUCCACCAUUUUGUUUUAAACUGUUUAAAAGAACUAAGAUUUAUCACCAAAAUAAGUGCUGGUUGGUGGAUCAGAUACAAGCGGGAUAAAAGACAGACACUCCACAACUCCACUGCUUACGCCUCCCUUUUUUACAGUCCAAGAGAACCAAGACUUGUUUACGUUCUUGCGCUUCUGCCGAGUACCCUCCAUGUGUACUGUCUACAUGGUUUGCUGUUUGGUGCCGGAGAGAGCACAGCUAUUGGUUGUGGACAAUGGUCACUUCAUUGAACUUUAGUAUUUGCAUGAGCCAAGACUAAAAACUUCGAAUAACAUUAACCAUGUUUGAUUUCAUCGUAACAUUAAGACAAAGAAAGACUGACUUAAGACAGCUUGGACUGCGUUUUGUGACCACCUCACACCGAAUGAUCGAGAUAACAGAAGCUUGCACCAACUCGACGGUUUCGCAGGGCCUCACUGUGAGAUUGACACAAACACAAACCCUGAGGUCGUAAUUUGACAAUAACUACUUCUCUGUUUGGACAGGACCCAGACAACAGGCUUUACAUUCUUUGGCUCGCUGGUGAAAUGCUUAUCUUAACUCACACAAACACAGAAACACACAGAGGGUAAGCUGUGGGAGUGAAAUAGGGAUAAGUGGGUAAAUGAAGCAGACAGAAUUGACUUUCACCACUAUUUAUUGCAAUGCUGAAUACUUACAUACUGUAUGUACAUGUCAGUGUGAUAAAGGAGGGACGGCAGAUGUUAAAGUUUUGGGUCAGCAGGAGUAGAUUUUUGCUCUGAGUAACCACUGUUUUGUUUUUGGACUUCAACUAUGGAUUGAAUGUUUUUAAUGGGAUGUUGAGUCUAUAGAAUUUCAGAAAAGGGUGAAAACUGUCUUCUUGAGAAGUCGGAACCAGAAAAUAUUUGACAUUUUUGCUCAGUAAUUGACUUAAAAUGAUUAUUUGAUGAUCAAAACUGUUGGUUUCAGCUCAAGACUUUGACAGUUCUCAUGACAAAGCGAUCAUGAAUCACCAAAAUGAAUUCUACUGUAUGUUUUUCUCCCAAUGCAAAUGAAAGCAGGGUCAGACAUUGAUUUGUUGCAGAAUGUUCAAAGAAUGUUGAGUGAAAUCCUUUAUCACCACACAUCUGAUUCACAGUAAUCAUUAUGCCACAUGUGGGUAAACUUCACAAACCCACCUCUCACUGUCCCUGGAAUGUGUGUGUCUGUAAACAGAGCAACUUUCAAUCAGUAAAUCAAGCAGACUGUUAGUCUGUGGAAUGAGGGGAAUUUAUCCACUGCACUUACCUACAGUAUGGAGGGGGAAGCUGAGUUAGCCUCGACCCUCGGGAGACUUUGCAGGAGUCGUGUCGUUGUUAAGAACUGCUGAGAAGUUGGACACGUGACGAGGCGAGGCUGAAUUCUUUCUGAACAAAACCAUCUGCUGAGAGAGGACUCGCCCCACCAGAUCUGAUGAUAUUCUCUUAGAGAUGGCGGAUAAUGUGAUGGAUAGUUAACGCUGUUGGGGCUUUAGUUUCAAAACUAUACCUUGGUACAUUGUCAGAUGACCUGAAGCUACCAUUUGAUUCACAGAGAAAUAUUUUUCUCACUGGACCUGAAUAUUUGUCUUUGCACAUGUUAAAAAUUAAGAUUCCUAUCAGAGAAAAUGUCCAAAGUACUCUGAGAUAUUUAUAGCAAAUCCUAACUUUUCAUCUAUCAUAACACCUCUGUCCUUUCUGCAUUUGUUACAAGUGAAAUAAUGUCACAAUACCUGUGUCUUUCUGUCACAGAUGAGCCCUGACGUUUGGCAGGUGCUUAUGUUUCUGUGAUUGAUUAUGUCAAAUGAACUUGCAGAGCGAGUUCGCCACGUUCUGCAAGAAACACACUGUAUGUAAAUGUUGCAGUAUGUGCUCACUGAGCUGUCAUAUAGAAGUAUGACAAGGGAAAAUAAAGUAUUUGUA